GGGAACACUUUAAUAUGCACGUGUGUCGCGUGUAUCGCGUUUACCUUGCCAGCUGAACUUCCGCGUAACAGGAACAGGAUUGGGCCAGGCGUUUGUACCGCGACUGUCAAUAAGACGAGGCGUAACAACUGCCAAAUCACUCGUCACCCAACAUCUCACCUCAUCAUCCUCAUGGUCUCCGAAUAGAGCCCCUAACACUUCGGUGGUAACCCUAAGACCCUGUGGAACAACACCCAAUCACACUCCAACCACUCGCCCGUCAAUCUGGAUUCAUCAAGUCUCUCUGCUGGGUUGCCAGCUCAAUAUUGCGACGCCGUUGACACAAUGGGCCACGAUCUCUACCAAACGGCUCGGGAACCUCAACAGCCCGAGCAGCAAGACGACUCCAUGGGGGGUCUCGAGCAAUCACAGACAUCAACACCACAGUCCAGCCAUGAUGUUCGACACCAACAAUCCCAGCCUGACCCUUCGGGCCACGAAUUUCGCCAUCAACAAUCUCAAUCCGACCCUUCGGCAUUCCAGUCAUCUUACCAGCCUCAACAACAGCUCUAUGAACAGCAAAUGAAUGCCGACCCUGGCGAACCCCGCUUCCCUGCUCCACAGGCCCCGGCAAACACCAUCCCGCGCCCUACUUCUGGCCUCUCGGGCGGGGGUGACCGAUAUGGGAAUAUGGGAACCACCUACCAGGAACAAAACUCUCGCGGUUCAUCUACCGCUGCGACAGAUACGGGCCGGAACAAGAACAGCGUGGUGAUCAAGGUCGGAAUGGUUGGGGAUGCGCAGAUUGGCAAGACCUCCCUCAUGGUGAAGUAUGUCGAAGGCUCCUGGGACGAGGACUACAUUCAGACGCUGGGUGUGAACUUUAUGGAGAAGACGAUUUCAAUCCGCAACACAGAGAUUACGUUCUCGAUUUGGGAUUUGGGAGGCCAACGAGAGUUCGUAAACAUGCUGCCCCUCGUGUGUAACGACGCCGUGGCAAUUUUGUUCAUGUUCGACUUGACAAGGAAGAGCACGCUGAACAGCAUCAAAGAAUGGUAUCGCCAGGGUCGAGGCUUUAACAAGACGGCAAUUCCGUUCUUGGUGGGAACAAAGUACGACCACUUCGUCAACUUCCCCAGAGAAGACCAAGAGGAGAUCUCUAACCAGGCCCGUCGUUUCGCAAAGGCAAUGCGUGCAAGUCUCAUCUUCAGCAGCACAAGCCACAGCAUCAAUGUUCAGAAGAUCUUCAAAAUAGUUCUUUCCAAGGCAUUCGAUCUGAAGUGCACCAUUCCCGAAAUUGAGAAUAUCGGCGAGCCACUCCUCAUCUACCAAUCAGUCGGUUGAAUGGCCUAGUACCGGUGAAGAGACGAUUGGAUGCGUGAAAUGCUUCAUCAUGGCUGAAACGACCCGAUAUACGAAGGGAUGAGGAACGAGGAGCAUGAUUUAUGGCUGACUGGCUUUAUUGUGGCCCUGUGGAUGCUCUGGAAAUAGUUGACAAAAAUAGUAAGUCACGGGGAUGGAUGUAAAACGCGUCUCUCUCUGGAUAACGUUUUUCUGUAUUCUAUGGCGAGCAAGGGUGCAUUGUCAAUGGAGUUUUAGCUAGUCCAGCAAUAUAGGGGAUAGCUCAGGUUAUUGCAUGGUCCGUUGGGAUGUAACAGUAAUCACAAAUCUCAACGAGAGAAUACAUCAGUAUGUUUCAAUAAAACAGUAUGUAUUCUCUCACUGAGAUUUGUGACAAUGAAACAGUUUCAUUGUCUUGCAAUCAGUGUGCAUUGAUAAAGAAUGAAACCCGC
Pseudogymnoascus destructans is the source of this 1772-nucleotide messenger RNA. RefSeq lists its product as uncharacterized. Lineage: Eukaryota; Fungi; Ascomycota; Leotiomycetes; Thelebolales; Thelebolaceae. Gene Ontology annotation, cellular component: spindle pole body. The record is from RefSeq and is a predicted model, not a curated record. The coding region runs from base 325 to 1323 and encodes 332 amino acids. Gene Ontology annotation, molecular function: GTP binding; GTPase activity. The transcript is spliced from 3 exons. Gene Ontology annotation, biological process: regulation of exit from mitosis.